CAUCAACUUUCCUUUAUCACCACCAUCCAUAGAUUUUCUUCCAUUUUUUCAUUUAUCUCUUCUUUCUCCAAAUCCAAACCCUAGAAUUUCCAUCUUCAAAUUCCCCUAUAUUUUCUUUCCAAAAUCUCACCUUUUCUCGAUAAAGAUUCUCACCCGAUCCCAAUUCCCACAGAUCGGGUUUGAAUUCUACAUAAUCUCACCCUAAUUUCACCACCAAUUCACCUUCUCGUGGCUCUCAUAUGGGUAAGAUUCUUCGAGAAACAACGAGGCCAUCCUCAAAUUCAUCAUCAUCAUCUUCAUCACCAUCACCACCCUCAAUUCCAUCAACAACCUCCUCAACAUCGAUAACCGACACCAUCAAAGGCUCACACAGGUUCAAGAUAACGGGGUAUUCACUCUCAAAAGGGAUUGGAAUUGGGAAAUACAUAGCAUCGGAGAUUUUCACCGUUGGUGGGUACGAAUGGGCGAUUUAUUUUUACCCUGAUGGGAAAAGCGUGGAGGAUAAUGCUACGUAUGUGUCGCUUUUCAUCGCGCUUGCGAGUGAAGGGACUGAUGUUAGGGCGCUUUUUGAAUUAACGCUUUUGGAUCAGAGUGGGAAAGAGAGGCAUAAGGUUCAUAGUCAUUUUGAUAGGACGUUGGAGAGUGGACCUUAUACGUUGAAAUACCGUGGUAGCAUGUGGGGAUACAAGAGAUUUUUUAAGAGAACGUCAUUAGAGACUUCAGAUUACCUUAAAGAUAACUGUCUUAGUGUUAAUUGUAGCGUCGGUGUUGUGAGGUCACACACAGAGGGCCCUAAAACAUUUUCAAUUCCAAUAUCACCUUCUACUAUUGGUCACCAGUUUGGGAAGCUUCUGGAAAGUGGAAAAAGCAGUGAUGUGAAUUUUGAAGUGAAUGGCGAAAUUUUUGCGGCUCAUAAAUUGGUAUUAGCAGCUCGAUCACCUGUUUUUAGAGCUCAGCUUUUUGGUCCUAUGAAAGAUCAGAAUACACAGUGUAUAAAAGUUGAAGAUAUUGAGGCUCCUGUUUUCAAGGCAUUGCUUCAUGUUAUAUAUUGGGACUCGCUGCCUGACAUGCAAGAGCUUACUGGGAUUAACUCAAAAUGGGCAACUACCUUGAUGGCUCAGCAUCUGCUAGCAGCAGCUGAUCGGUAUGCCUUAGAUAGACUUAGGCUGAUGUGUGAAGCAAGUCUAUGUGAAGAUGUUGCAAUAAAUACCGUGGCUACAACUUUAGCUUUGGCAGAGCAGCACCAUUGUUUCCAGCUGAAAGCAGUCUGUUUGAAAUUCAUUGCAAGGCCUGAAAAUCUCAGAGCUGUGAUGCAAACUGAUGGUUUCGAGUACUUGAAGGAAAGUUGCCCAUCUGUUUUGACUGAGCUCUUGGAGUAUGUGGCUAGAUUUACUGAGCAUUCGGACUUCCUGUGCAAGCAUAGAAACGAAGCAAUACUUGAUGGCAGUGAUGUAAAUGGAAGGCGGGUGAAGCAAAGACUAUACUGUGAAAAUUGACCAGGUCUCCAGAGAACCCUGUUCCACUCACAUUCAAAAAUUACAGUGAACCGUGGAUAGAGGGAGAAGAUAAACAUUCGUAGGAUUAGUUGCAAUUUUCAUUUGUCGUAGCUUACUCCAUUUCUAGAUGUAAAUGUAACAUGUUUGGUGGUGUUGCAGGUUUGUCUUCGAUAGGUUUCUCACUUUCUAAUAUUUUGUUUUCUCUUGUACUAGUAAAACUUGUUUGAAAUGAAAAAUGUUGAUGACUCCUCUGUCC
Medicago truncatula (barrel medic) is the source of this 1752-nucleotide messenger RNA. RefSeq names its product BTB/POZ and MATH domain-containing protein 2. Gene Ontology annotation, molecular function: protein binding. The transcript is spliced from 4 exons. The coding region runs from base 240 to 1496 and encodes 418 amino acids. NCBI's taxonomy places the organism in Eukaryota, Viridiplantae, Streptophyta, Magnoliopsida, Fabales, Fabaceae. Gene Ontology annotation, biological process: protein ubiquitination. The record is from RefSeq and is a predicted model, not a curated record.